AUGCUUUCUCCAGCACCGGUCAGCGCCGCGCGAGGACGAAGUCGCUCACCCACUCUACAAGCACACUCUACUGCUCCAUCGACCGGCUUCUUGCCACGUCUCGGCACCCAUGUGAGUGAGCCAGAGGACGAGUCGCGGUCCCUGGCGAUCCCUGCAACGACGAGAAAGCGCAAGAACAUGUCAAUCUCGCAGUCAAAAGUCAUCGAGAUUCCUAGCGACAGCGACGAGGCUACCAUAGUUGUCAACACUCGGAAGAGGCGCAUGAGGAAGAGAACAACAGAUCAGCGUCGCUCAGCUACUCGCCAAUUCCGACGGCGGCGCGGCGUUGUACAGGACGUGUUUGAGGGCUAUCCGUCAGAGACAGACAACGACCGGGAUCUCGAUUUCGAUGCUUCAAACCUCACACAAUCAUCGGCCAGUGCGCCAGUGACCUCAGACACCGAUGAUCGCAAUGCCACAGACUGUCUGCUCAGCCAUGAUGAUGCAAGUGAGUCUGAGAGCGAUGAUCUGGCGAACGGUCGCAUCGUCAAUCCGUUUUCAUACGAGCAGAUGAUCCCCGACCUGAGCUCCGACCGCCAACAAGAGGUGCGGGCCACCGGCGCAGACGAUCUCAUAGCCAAUGGCAAGGGCGAUGAAGCAUAUCACGCGCUCGAGGAUGUCAGUCUACGGCAAAUAUGUGCCGCUCUCAGCGGAUACGUCUCUCCGACAUGCGAACGAGUUGCCUGGCUAAUUGAAGCACUGGAACUGGGCAAAUACAGUCUAGAGCGCAUCCGUUUCAUGAUCGAUUGGGGACUGCCAAUGCGUAAGAUUAUUCACGGUCGAUUUCAUGUCGUUAUGACUCGUUCGCAUCCACCUCUCCUAGCCAUGACAGCGACCCGUGAAGUCACCAUCCAGCGUGGACGCCAAUUACCAUCGACGCAAAACAAGGAGGGAAAGGCAUGCUUCUCUUUCAAGAUCGACUCCUACACUGAUGAGACGCUGCGCACGUCGAUCAGUAUGAACGCAUACUUCAUUCUCCGAGGCGUCAUCCCGGACCUGCAUCCAUGGAAGGACAAUGAGUCUAUGGAAGAUGCCAGUCCGCAUCUGAAUCUCAACUCCGGAUGCAUGUAG
Cercospora beticola is the source of this 1110-nucleotide messenger RNA. RefSeq lists its product as uncharacterized. NCBI's taxonomy places the organism in Eukaryota, Fungi, Ascomycota, Dothideomycetes, Mycosphaerellales, Mycosphaerellaceae. The record is from RefSeq and is a predicted model, not a curated record.